AAUAGCACCAAAAGAAGGGCUGUAUAAUCAACUACCGAGACAAAUCACGAUCCUUUCCCACCCACUAGAAAGAGUUGCGGGAAUAUACGCAUGUAUAGUGUCAGCCUUUGAAAAUCCCUUCAGAUAAAGAAAUUUAAUAUUAUGUUUCCUAAAGUACGAGGGAGCACUGGUAUUUCAUAGUGCUGCUCCUGUCAUUUAAAAUCCAGUCAGAUGCAUUCUGAACCAGAAAAUACAGAGGAAGAACCCUUGCCUAUUCUUUGGGGACUGGAUCCCAUUUUCAGUGCAUUUGCAAAGCUCUACAUCAAGGAUAUACUGGAACUUCAAGAAUCGUACAGAGUGCCUGGCAUUUUCUUUUAUAAAACUCAUCCAGUAACUAAAGUAGACAUUUUGGGAACAGUUGUCCACAAGAGAGAACGAGAAGACUUCUUUUCUUAUGGGGUGGAUGACAGCACUGGAGUCAUCAAUUGUGUCUGCUGGAAGAACACGUUCUGGAAAGAGUACACAAAACCAAGUACAUCAAAUAUUUCAUAUCCCACAACAGCGGCAUUUAAUGUGGCCGAUCAGAUGAGGAAAUUGCAGCAGGUGGUACAGCGGCAGUCCUGCCUUGAAAUUGGUGAUGUGAUCAGAGUCAGAGGUCACAUAAAGAAUUCAAGACAGCAACGAGAAAUUAUCGCCUGUACUUAUUAUAAAGUGGAAGACCCAACAUUUGCUCACCAAAUUUCUUGGAUGUUAGAAGUCCCCCAGCUCUAUCGACAUUUUUAUGACAAACCCUUCCAAAAUGCUUUUAUCAGUUCAGACAAGAAAGAAUAUCUUUCAUUGACUGGCCUGGUGGGACAGCUAACAGAGAAGCUGAAAGAAUUUUUGCAGGAGACAAAAGUGCACACUUUCUCUCUUAAAGACCUAGAAACUGUUGAAUCUUUGGUAAAACUGGCUAGCCUUCCUGUUAACCCUCAGAACACCGCAGCUGGGGGCUUAGUCUCUAAACAGGUGCACAGUCUGUUUAGGCAAGCUGUUCAGAUGUUGCAGGAGUCGGGUCUGGUCUUCCAGAAAUUUUGUUUUCCAGAAGAGAUUUUUCAGGUAACCGAACAGGAUAAGGAGCUAUGUAAGCUAACAAAGCAAAUAAUUAAGGAGGACUCUAAAAAGGAGAAAUAUGCUGAGAAAGGCUGCCAUUUCAAUCAUAUUUUCUCAUGUGUGAGACAAAGCUACAAUUCCAAUAUUAGUGAAGCAGCCAUGCAACAAGUCCUUAGUAUUCUGGAAUGUGAAAGUGAGGUGAUCAGAACAACGGACAACCACUAUGCAAGCUUCUGAGGCCUUCUGAUAGAGGGUGGUACUCACUCACAGUUCGAAGCACAGCGUUUUUUGCACUUUUUUAUUAUUUCAACAUCAUGGUAACAAUUACAGUAACUAAAAUCAUGCAAUACCACCUUUUUUUUUAUAGAUUU
Erpetoichthys calabaricus (reedfish) is the source of this 1442-nucleotide messenger RNA. It is a transcript of the gene stn1, whose product is annotated as STN1 subunit of CST complex. The coding region runs from base 211 to 1308 and encodes 365 amino acids. NCBI's taxonomy places the organism in Eukaryota, Metazoa, Chordata, Cladistia, Polypteriformes, Polypteridae. Gene Ontology annotation, molecular function: single-stranded telomeric DNA binding. The record is from RefSeq and is a predicted model, not a curated record. Gene Ontology annotation, cellular component: CST complex; chromosome, telomeric region; DNA replication factor A complex. Gene Ontology annotation, biological process: double-strand break repair via homologous recombination; DNA replication; nucleotide-excision repair. The transcript is spliced from 10 exons.